AGCCUCCGUGUCCUCGGCGUUCGCAUCUCUUGGCCGCUCUCCCCCUUUUCUCCUCUUCCUCAGCCGGCGCUAUGGCGAAGCCGCUGACGGACAGCGAGAAGCGAAAGCAGAUCAGCGUGCGCGGGAUCGCGGGGCUGGGCGACGUGGCCGAGGUGCGGAAGAGCUUCAACCGGCACCUGCACUUCACGCUGGUCAAGGACCGCAACGUGGCCACGCCCCGCGACUACUACUUCGCCCUGGCGCACACGGUGCGCGACCACCUGGUGGGGCGCUGGAUCCGCACGCAGCAGCACUACUACGAGCGCGACUCUCAGCGCAUCUAUUAUCUUUCCCUGGAGUUCUACAUGGGCCGUACUCUGCAGAACACGAUGGUGAACCUGGGCCUGCAGAAUGCUUGCGAUGAAGCCAUCUACCAGUUGGGGUUGGACCUGGAAGAACUGGAGGAAAUAGAAGAGGACGCUGGCCUGGGGAAUGGAGGACUGGGGAGGCUGGCAGCCUGCUUCCUUGACUCGAUGGCCACCUUGGGCCUGGCAGCAUAUGGCUAUGGAAUCCGCUAUGAGUUCGGGAUUUUUAACCAGAAGAUUGUCAAUGGCUGGCAGGUCGAGGAGGCCGAUGACUGGCUGCGCUACGGCAACCCCUGGGAGAAGGCCCGGCCGGAGUACAUGCUUCCUGUGCACUUCUACGGGAGAGUGGAGCACACCCCCGAGGGGGUGAAGUGGCUGGACACGCAGGUGGUGCUGGCCAUGCCGUACGACACCCCGGUGCCAGGCUACAAGAACAACACUGUCAACACCAUGAGGCUGUGGUCUGCCAAAGCACCCAACGACUUCAAUCUCCACGACUUUAACACGGGCGGCUACAUCGAGGCGGUCCUGGACAGAAAUCUGGCCGAGAACAUCUCCAGAGUCCUGUACCCCAAUGACAAUUUCUUCGAGGGGAAGGAGCUGCGCCUGAAGCAGGAGUACUUUGUGGUGGCUGCCACCCUGCAGGACAUCGUCCGCCGCUUUAAGUCCUCCAAGUUCGGCUGCCGGGACCCAGUGAGAACCUGUUUUGAGAUAUUCCCAGACAAGGUUGCCAUUCAGCUGAACGACACCCACCCAGCCCUCGCCAUUCCUGAGCUCAUGCGGAUCCUGGUGGAUGUGGAGAAAGUGGACUGGGACAAGGCCUGGGAAAUCACGAGGAAGACGUGUGCAUACACCAACCACACGGUGCUGCCGGAGGCCUUGGAGCGCUGGCCUGUGUCCAUGUUUGGGCAGCUGCUGCCGCGGCACCUGGAGAUCAUCUACGCCAUCAACCAGAGGCACCUGGACCAAGUGGCUGCCCUGUUCCCUGGGGAUGUGGACUGCCUGCGGAGGAUGUCUGUGAUUGAGGAAGGGGACUGCAAGCGCAUUAAUAUGGCCCACCUGUGUGUGAUCGGCUCCCAUGCCGUCAACGGCGUAGCGAGGAUCCACUCGGAGAUCGUGAAGCACUCUGUCUUUAAGGAUUUUUACGAGCUGGAGCCAGAAAAGUUCCAGAAUAAGACGAACGGCAUCACGCCCCGGCGGUGGUUGCUCCUGUGUAACCCGGGCCUGGCUGACACCAUCAUGGAGAAAAUCGGGGAGGGCUUCCUGACGGACCUGAGUCAGCUGAAGAAGUUGCUGCCCCUGGUCAAUGACGAGGCGCUCAUCAGGGAGGUGGCCCAGGUCAAGCAGGAAAACAAGCUGAAGUUCUCCGCCUUCCUGGAGAAGGAGUACAAGGUGCGAAUCAACCCGUCCUCCAUGUUCGACGUGCACGUGAAGAGGAUCCACGAGUACAAGCGGCAGCUGCUGAACUGCCUGCACAUCGUCACCCUGUACAACCGAAUAAAGAAGGACCCUGCCAAGGCUUGUGUGCCCAGGACUGUCAUAAUCGGGGGUAAGGCUGCUCCUGGUUACCACAUGGCCAAAAUGAUCAUCAAGCUGGUCACAUCCAUCGGUGAGGUUGUCAACCACGAUCCAAUUGUGGGCAACAGGCUCAAAGUGAUCUUCCUAGAGAACUACCGAGUGUCCUUGGCCGAAAAAGUGAUCCCCGCUGCUGACCUAUCCCAGCAGAUCUCCACCGCGGGCACUGAGGCCUCAGGAACGGGCAACAUGAAGUUCAUGCUCAACGGGGCCCUCACCAUCGGCACCAUGGACGGUGCCAACGUGGAGAUGGCUGAGGAAGCCGGGGCCGAGAACCUCUUCAUCUUUGGCCUUCGGGUGGAAGACGUCCAGGCCCUGGACCAGAAAGGGUACAAUGCCCAAGAGUACUACGACCGUCUGCCCGAGCUGAGGCAGGCCGUGGAUCAGAUCAGGGAUGGCUUCUUCUCCCCCCAGGAGCCAGACUGUUUCAAGGACAUCGUCAACAUGCUGCUGUACCACGACAGGUUCAAGGUGUUUGCAGAUUAUGAAGCAUAUUUGGCUUGCCAGGCCCAGGUGGACCAGCUGUACCAGAACCCCAAGGAGUGGACCAAGAAGGUCAUCAGGAACAUUGCCUGCUCGGGCAAGUUCUCCAGUGACCGGACCAUCACAGAGUAUGCCCGGGACAUCUGGGGUGUGGAGCCCUCUGACCUACAGAUCCCGACCCCCCAUGUCCCCAAGGACUAGGAGCUGGCACAGUGGGGACCAGUAGGGUUUUGUUUUCUUGUUGACUCCGCUCCUCAUGCCAUUUUCCAAGCUGUCCCUGUUUUCUUCAGUGCUGUGUUUCAGGGAAGGGCUUGGGGAUCAUGGUGUGGCUUGGAGUGGGGGUUGGGGAAUGGAUAGACGGAAGGGAAGGUGCUAAAAGUGAGAUGCCGUCUGGUUUCUCCCAGGAAAGCAGAGCUCAUAGCACUGCCCAGUUGGCCCCACAGCUUCAGCCCAUCUGCCCCCUUGGCCCUCCCACCCCACAGACAUGGGUGAAGCCACCUAGUGGGCUCCUCCGAGACCUUGCACACCUUGCUGUGAGCUUGUGUUCAGUUUGGAGCCUCUAGAGUCUGGGGUCUGGCAAGCAGCAAUGGUGAAACCUGGAGAAGUGUUUCUGCAGGACCUGGGCUGGCCGACAGCGGAACCAGCUCUGCCUCCCGGUCAGGCUGGGAGGGUCCAGUACUCCCAGGCAUCUUUACAGCUGCCCUGUGGUUACUCCAGCCAGGGCUUCCAGAUGGAUCAGAUAAAGGGGCCUCAGGAUGACUAUGGGUGACAUUGGGGAGGACACCCGUGUCCAGCAUCUAGGGGGCCUUGAUUGGGAUAAGGCUGGCUGAUGCAGUUAGCUUGGUUCUGCUUUUUCCAAAAAAAAUUUAAGUUCACAAGGAAAUGAAACUAGCUGAAGCCUUUCCUUGGUUAGUAACUAAAAACUGUGCUUUUGAAAUUUCAUGUCAGGGAAGGCAGUUCUGGGAUGUUUCUGUCCGGCUGUGGGGGCCUGGGGCAGGGUUGCUGCCCCUGCUGAGGGAGGCUGAAUGCCCAGCCCCUGCUGCAGAUCUGCACCCUGCCUGUCCUGGAGAGUGCACUUCCGCUCUCCUUUGCCACCAGUGCCACAAGCUGGUCUGGAAAAGGACCAAGUGUGUCCAGAGGGCAGCCCACUUUCCACUCUGCCCAGAUAGCAGGCUGGUGCCAGGACAGGCAGGUGAGCACCUCAGCUGCACAGAGAAAGCCAGGAGCAGGUGGCACCCUUCACUGCGGGUUGUUGGCAACUUUGGAUGGAAGCGCCCUUCCUGAGGCUCUGCCUCCUUGCAUGCUGGGCCUGGGCAUCACAGGCUCUGCCUCCUUGCAUGCUGGGUCAGGGCAUCACAGGCUCUGCCCUCAUCCUGGGUCCUGACUGCUCGCAGAACCAGGCCAUGGAGGACUUGCUCAAGUCCACACUUCAUCAGAGCCACUGAGGCCUGUGGUCAUACCCCCAACACCCUCCGUUGCCCUGUCCCUUAGGCUGUAUGCGACCAUCACUGUGCCACUUGCUGUUAUUGCCUCGUGUGAGAAACUGAUUAAAACUUCCUGCCUAC
This is a messenger RNA of Myotis brandtii (Brandt's bat), 3967 nucleotides long. RefSeq names its product phosphorylase, glycogen; brain (gene PYGB). The record is from RefSeq and is a predicted model, not a curated record. Gene Ontology annotation, molecular function: glycogen phosphorylase activity; pyridoxal phosphate binding. Gene Ontology annotation, biological process: glycogen catabolic process. The transcript has 23 exons. Gene Ontology annotation, cellular component: cytoplasm. NCBI's taxonomy places the organism in Eukaryota, Metazoa, Chordata, Mammalia, Chiroptera, Vespertilionidae. Bases 72 to 2603 code for a protein of 843 amino acids.